AUGCCCCUUCGUGCAACCGUUGUGACUAUCGAGACAAUUCUCGCGACAGCUUCCAGGAACAUGAUCAGCACAGAGCACAAGUACGUAGAACGUAGGGCUUGCAAACGCGUCGUGCCGAUGCAAGUCCUGGUACUGGGAUUGGGUCGGACGGGUACUGAGUCGAUUCGGAAGGCGCUGGUCCAUCUGGGGUACGACGGCACCUAUCAUGGCUAUACCGCCGCGGUAGAGAGUCCACUUGACUGUGUGCUAUGGCUCGAGGCCCUGGCAGGAAAAUUCGACAAAACCAGGGAACAAUAUGACAUUGAUGACUGGGACAACCUGUUGGGAAAUUACCAGGCUGUGUGCGAUAUACCAGCCGUUUGCUUUGCAGAGGAGUUGAUCCGUACCUAUCCUAACGCCAAAGUCAUUUUAUCCAAUCGACAUGUCGAUAUUUGGCAUGCGUCGGUGAAAACGGCUUUGCUUGCAAACAUGUUCAACUGGUGGGUUGCAUUGGUCGACUUUCUUGCGUGGCUUACCAGAAGUCGUCAUCGCUUCGCGAGACGAAUGUUUAUCAAAGCAUUCGACUCCUACUUUGGUGACUUCGAGAAAAAUGGGAAAGCCGUCUUCGAGGAACAUUACAGUAUGGUCCGCCGACUGUGUGGAGAGAAACAUCUGGAAUACAGCGUUGAAGAAGGUUGGGAGCCGCUAUGUCGAUUCUUGGGUAAAGAGGUGCCGCAGAUCCCAUUUCCCAACGGUAAUGCCAGAGCUGAAACAACCGCUCGAAUACAGGCAAUCGUGGGGGUAGAAGUCAGACGCCUCAUAAGGUUGGCCUCGUGGAUGGCCGCGGCGAUGGUGUUUAUCUUGGUGGUGGCCUGGGCUCUGUUGGUCUCUUUGCGAUUCGGGUAG
Molecule: messenger RNA, 885 nt
Organism: Rhinocladiella mackenziei CBS 650.93
Lineage: Eukaryota; Fungi; Ascomycota; Eurotiomycetes; Chaetothyriales; Herpotrichiellaceae
Exons: 4
Coding region: 1-885 (294 amino acids)
Source: RefSeq, a predicted model, not a curated record